Molecule: messenger RNA, 1736 nt
Organism: Daphnia pulicaria
Lineage: Eukaryota; Metazoa; Arthropoda; Branchiopoda; Diplostraca; Daphniidae
Product: zinc finger protein 888-like
Exons: 8
Coding region: 201-1451 (416 amino acids)
Biological process (GO): regulation of transcription by RNA polymerase II
Molecular function (GO): DNA-binding transcription factor activity, RNA polymerase II-specific; RNA polymerase II cis-regulatory region sequence-specific DNA binding
Source: RefSeq, a predicted model, not a curated record
UUUAGGCACACCCGACAGACAGAGAGAAAUCACAUUUCACAACACAUGAUUGUUUGAAAUUCUUUAACACGUUAUCGUGAAUCGUGAUGGCAGCAAAAAGUAGCCAAGUGUCAUACUCGUUAAAGUAAUAUAAUUAAAUCACUCAAUUUUGUUGGAAAAUUUCUAAAAGCAUCGACAAAAACAUCAAUUAAACAAUAAUCAUGAAAAUAUUUUCUAGUGUUUGUGCUACUUUUGAUAGUGAUUUUACCAUCUGGUUACCUCCACGGGAGGAACUCCAGAACUUUAUUGAACAUUUGUCAGGAUUUGAAAUCAGAGCAUCAGAAAAUGAUGGACAACUAUGUAUAGUAGGAACUUUAGAAGCAAUGGUAUCUAUCAAGGAUUCAUUAAGCAAUUUUAUUUUGGUAAAUGAAGAAGAGGAUGGCAGAACUGAAAUUAAUCUUGAAACUCCAGGUGUGAGUGAUGAACCAAAUAACUAUUCCAACAGUUCUAUUCAACAGUUGGAGGAACUAUCCUUUGAGAAUGAAAUUUCUUCAGACUUUAAUGAUGUUGAAGGAAGUGAGAAUUGUCUGAACAUAGAAGUUUUGCAUUCGAAAUCAAAACAAGAAGCUAAAAAGAAAGAAUUUAAGUUUUCAUGUUCUCUUUGCUCUUUUAAGAGUCAAAGAGAAAGUCAUUAUCAGAAGCAUAUGAAUCUCCAUGAAACCAAUUCAACCAUCUUCCACUGUGACAAGUGUAAUUUCAGCACUUUAAGGUUAACCCAUUUAAGACACCAUCAGAUUACCCACAGUGCAAAACCAACUAUGUGCCCAACUGUUGCAUGUAGCUACAGUACAGAUAAUGCAAAACUUCUUAUCAAACAUCAACGUUUGAAACAUAAAGUUGUUUCCUCGCGUACCGAUCAAGUUAUUCGAAAUUGCCCUGCUUGUUCAUACAAAACCACGAGUCUUUACUUGUAUGAACGACAUAUGAAAAUACAUUCUGCGGAGGAAAAUAAAGGUGGACCCAAUUUAUUUAUUUGUAAUCAGUGUGACUAUCGAACAACAAGGAAAAUGCAUUAUGUUCGUCACGUCCGUGAUGUUCAUCGUGAGUGGCGUCCGUACCUGUGUGACUUGUGUGGAAAAGCAUUCAAGAGACCGGAUGCAUUGAAACAACACAACAUACUCCAUUCGACACCGGAAAAAGAUGGCUCAUUUCCAUUUCAGUGCCUCGUCAAAAGUUGUUUGAAGAAAUGUCAUUCAAAAGCACAUUUAAAUGUAUUCAACGCAAUCUUACAGAACACCAAACGGUCCACUCUUCUGAACGAUCAUUCCUUUGUGAGAUCUGCGGGGCGUCAUUCAAAACGCGCUCGAUUCAACGUAAGCACAUUGCAAACUUACACCAAAACCCCCGCGCUUUUCUUUGUAAUUUUUGCAAUAAGCGCUUUAACACAAACUACGCGUUGCGGAGACACAUGAAACAGCAUCCAUCCAUUGCAAAUACCGAUGAAUGUCAAUCUGCCAAAUUAGUCACCUUGGUCUUGCCGGUUGUUGGACAACAUAUCACUGAAGAGACUGUAAUUACUACUGAAGAAGUCUGACGGUAUGUGAGAGACCAUGACAUAAUUUAUUGACGGAAGAGUUCCAAAGCGAAAAGUCGUAAUUUCGGGAUGUAAACUUCUUUUUUAUUUUAAUUUUUGAAAAUUCCUUAUUAGUUUCCUGUCAAUUUUCAUCUAUUAAAUACACUUUUUUCCAGUCCGGAGA